Molecule: messenger RNA, 1098 nt
Organism: Rosa chinensis
Lineage: Eukaryota; Viridiplantae; Streptophyta; Magnoliopsida; Rosales; Rosaceae
Product: protein NYNRIN-like
Exons: 2
Coding region: 1-1098 (365 amino acids)
Biological process (GO): DNA integration
Molecular function (GO): nucleic acid binding
Source: RefSeq, a predicted model, not a curated record
AUGGACCCAAUUUUGAGAUACAUGAUCGACGGCCUAGUACCGGAUGAUAAGGUCGAGGCCAGAAGACUACAGCUAAGGUCAGCUCGAUACACGAUCAUGAAUGGCAAACUGUACAGAAGGGGGCAUUGCUUUCCCAACCUAAAGUGUGUAACGCCGGAGGAAGGUCACAAAAUAAUGAAGGACAUUCACGCUGGUGUAUGUGGUAACCAUGCCGGAGCCCGAUCUCUUGCGCACAAGACCCUAAGGGCAGGAUAUUUCUGGCCAACCAUGUCGGCUCUGGCCCAAACAAUAUCCAGUUCUUGCCACAAAUGCCAAAUGUAUGCAAAUAUCCCAAGGGCACCGCCCAUCGCCCUUUCCAUCCUCCUGGCACCAUGGCCGUUCUGUCAGUGGGGUUUGGACCUGAUUGGUAAACUUCCCACAGCAGUAGGACAGUUCAAAUACGCCAUUGUUGCCGUGGACUACCAAACAAAGUGGGUUGAGGCAGAACCUCUCGUCGCCAUCACCACGGAAAAGGUCAAGAGCUUCCUAUGGAAGAACAUUUACUGCAGGUUUGGAGUCCCGGAUACCACAGUCGCGGACAAUGGUACCCAGUUUGACAAUGAUGAGUUGAGGACUUACACACAGAACCUAGGCACUAGGAUCCUCUAUGCUUCCCCGGCUAUCAGGACCACGGCAACGGAGGCUACCGGGGAGACCCCUUUCUGCAUGGCUUUUGGAUCAGAAGCAGUACUCCUUAUUGAAACACAAAUCCAGAGUCCCCGGAUCGAAUACUUCGAUGCGGGUACCAACUCACAGGGCCUACACCUCGAUGCCGAUUUACUCGAGGAACGAAGAGAUGUGGCGCACAUGCAUAACUUGGCAAACAAGCGGAGGAUAGCUCGUUACUACGAUGCCAAGGUACAGUCCCGGACAUUAAAAUUGGGGGACUGGGUCAUGAAGCAAGUCUACCCAGAGCCCCGGGGACUGGAUCCAUCCUGGACAGGCCCUUACGAGAUCAUUGAAGAGGUAGGUCCCGCAACCUUUUUCAUCCGGGACAUGAACGGGGUCAUUUCCAGGCAUCCAUGGAAUACCCAGCGCCUACGGUAUUACUAUAAGUAG